UUUUUUCCUGAUGUAGUAGUGUAACCCAGCUUGACAGGUUAUUUAUCUAUCCCAGUUGCCUGGUCAACCAGGCAACUGGGAUAAACUUGGUGUUUCAAGUGAAGUUUUUAACCUUGAUUUAAUCCUAAUUAUGCUCCUUUAAAAGCCAAUUACCACACCCACUUGAACUUUUUGGAGUCUAGUUGGUAUAGAGUUGAAUUUGUUUGCAAUUCUUUUGUUUCAUUCUCAGUUUUAAUCAUGGCAAACUUUGACUUAACAAGCUCCAUGGAGGCACUCUUUUAUUUAGAAAAAACGCAAGUUAAAUAUUCUCAUGUUGACAUGAAUCCAAGUGAAUGGACUUUGAAGAAGCCUGUAAGCCCUCACGUCUUGAACAAGAGCCGCUUGAGAAAAUGCAUCUUCUGCCACCUGCUGCUUGCUCUGCUGAUGCUCACCAAGCUCAUGCCCGACAUCUUUGACAGGCUAGACAUCUUUAUAUUGGAAAUUGAAGAACUGGAAGUUCCUGUGCCGCACAAAUGGGAGUACAUUUGGCUUCUGGGCUCCAUAGCAAGCUUCCUUGGACUCUCUGCCAUCAAGAAAAACAGGAGCAUCUUAUUGCAGGUCUAUUUUGUGUUGAUCAAUCUUCUGUCGACGGUUCCUGUGCUUCUGGCAACAAUGAUAAAUUUCUCCGAAUUUUGGACAUUCUGCACUGCAGAUGACGUCGAUAAAGUGGCCAUGUGGCAGGGAUACCCCGUGUCUGGACUCUGGUACAUAUUCCUGCUGCUGGCCAUGCAGGUGCACGUCUUCACGCUUCUUUUCGCUUGGAGACUCAUCGUAGUUUGGAAAGAUAGAAGCACCAAAAAACAACAGUGAUCUGUGGACAAACUAAUAAUUAUUCACAUACAAUAUACAUUGAUAUCAGGUGGAAAAUUUCAGACUCACAUUUUGGAAAGAUCUUGCUUGCUACCAACGGCAUUCGUAUUAUGUUAUCUGAUUUUUAUCAGAUGUCAAUUUAAAUGAUGGUUAGUAUAAGAAAAACUGGGGUUGAUCCUGUAAACACGAGAUUUCCUAAUUGAGCCCCAGAAGGCACGUUUUGUAAUGUCAAGAUAACUGGUAGUAGGUACUGGUUUUCUACUGAAAUAUUUGGUCUUUGUUUUCAGGAGAUAAAAUCAUCGUUUCUGAUGCCGUGCUUUUUCAAUCGUUAUUCACGCAACCGGUCGUCACCAGUAAUGUGGUUAUAGGAAAAUUUUUACUAUGUUAUGAAACACACCGUAGUUGCUCCUUUUCUUGUUUAUAUUUAUGUCUUGUUGACGUCGGAUUCGGUGUUAAAUUAUGUGCAGAAUCAACAAAUCCGGAUAUGAUAGCGUCUUGCAAUGCGAGCCUAAAUUUGCUGUAAAUGAAAUCCUUUUCCACCAUUUCAAUAUUGUUUCAAAGUCUUUCCUUCAUUGGAUGUUUUACGGUACCUCAAUGCCUUCUCAUCCUUAAUAGUGGUGUUCGUGAUUCGCAACAUGUUGUUAUGAGAUGUUUGUUGGUUUAAUCAACGCGGAUAUUUUUAUCUGUGGCUUGUGUUAGAUAUAGUUUUGAUGUCUGUUUUUUUUUUUUGUUUGUCCGAGUCCAUAAGACAGCUACGUUACUGCCACAGACACACUCAUGUCUUGAGUGCCGUGAUUUGCUUUUAUUCUUAGAAUUUAUUAUGAUGCCGAUUGUUAAUUCUCAGAUAAUUAUUUUCACUGUUCAUUUUUAGGUGCAGUCCAUACGUAAUGACUUAAGAGUUUGAGAAGGCUCGUUAGCUUUGACAUCAAGUGCAUGUAUGAUAACUUUAUUAUUUCUGUUGAAUUUACCUCAUCUAUAUGCCCCUUUUAGUGCAUGUAACAAAUCACAUUGAAUGGAAAUAGUUUUCAGUUUAUUUUUACUUCUCAAUAUUUCUUUCUUUUGAAGUCCGUCCCAAAAGUGGUCUAUGAUGAGGCUCUAUGUGGCUUUGAAAUAAAUUAGUAGAAUUAUCUUUGGCAGAGUUUUAUUUUUAGAAUUGGCGACAAGGGGUAAGUUGCUGUUCUGGUUAUGCACAGCUAAAGGGCUGUCGACUUACGGGAAUGUUUGUCAUUUAGAAAAGAUGUCGUUUAGAUGAUUUAAAGUCGUUCUAUUUGCUCAUUCUCACGUGCUGAAAUACUCUUGUUAUUAUUUAGUUUACUUUCAUGAAGAGCUUGGUCACUGUGUCCAUUAUAACCGUUAUAGGAAUUUAUUUAGGUACAAGUAUGAUAAAUUGAAUAUGAAUACUUCUCCGUGUCUUUAUGCAGCUACGAAUUCUUUUUUUUCUAUAGUAAUAGUUUAAAAUUUUGCACUUGUUAUGCAGUAUAUUCAUGUACAUGUGAGCUGCGCAAAUCGUUAUUUCAUAGCGGCAGUUUCUUGGAUCUGGAAUGUUGUUUUUCGUCUACUAUUUAUCUCUACUCGUUAUUAUUAUUAAUCACUUAGUGUCUUUCAAAUUUUAAUGGAUGUGUCGAUGGAGAUGAUGUUUUUUACCCUUCAUGAAGUCUUUUAUUGUUGUAGCCGCUACCUUAUUGUGGUGUUGUAGUUUCAUGUCUAAUAGUUCAGAAUUUAUAACUAUUUCUCUCUAUCCUUACAGAAACAUUGUUGCUCAUUCUUUCUACCGAAGGUAUAAUAAAUGUUGUGGCCAAAUUUUUAUUAGGUAGAUAGCUAGUUGAAAACUGUAUCUGAUUUAGAGGCUAGGUUAAGCUUGCUUCGAUUAAUUGAUGAUAAAAUAAUUUAUAUUGAACUUAUAGUCAGGUUAUGCUCCUUUUUGCCAAAGUGACUAUUGCACUAACUCGUUCAUGUUUUUGUAAUUUUCUCUUGUCCCGAUGAAAUGUUUAAAUUCUACGUCUGUACUAUGUACAUUUUUUUUUUUUUUUAAUCUUAACGGUGUGAAUGCAGAGUUCAACUUUUUGGCCGCCUUUUAUGGUCUUCGUCUCAACUAGUACAUUUAAUUCUCACUUACGUCCAAUACUUACCAACCCUUCAUUUAACCGUCCCUAAUGCUAUUGGCCAGGAUUAGGCGAAUGAUAAUAGCCUUAAUGUGCUUAACACGGGGCGCGUAGUGGCGUCGAUUUAUCAAGUCGACUACUCAAAUUCCCUGUUUUGCCGGCUGAGAUCCUAUACACGUGAGUGUUUACAGUACUGUCCGCCCGCGCCAGUGCGACGUUGGGAGUUGUAGAGAGAGGAGUGUGCAUGGUGGAAGCAUGCGAGAGCGACGCAGUAGUGCACACUGCACACUACGGCGGUACUGGGCUUACUUGCCUGGCUCAAAAGAACCUGAGGAGCUUUGGGUGCAAUGCACCAGCUAGUCGCCUAUGAAGAUGUUAAUCAUCACAAUAUACGAGUCGACGCGACUAUUCGCCCCCAUGCAUAAGCACCUUGAGCCAGGGUAUUUCCUGGGCUUGCACCAGCUACGAUAGUGGAAGCGUCUAACGGAUUAGGGUUUUGCCAACCGUAAUUUGAUUGAUUUAUGACUUCAUGUGAGACCAUGUGCAUACCCGGUUGUCUUAUUCAUCAAAUCUUGGUCGGUGUAUUGCAAAGUAAAUUGUCACCUAUUCAUUCGUCUCUGCAGCAAUAAAUGUUUGUCAAUUA
Molecule: messenger RNA, 3594 nt
Organism: Hyalella azteca
Lineage: Eukaryota; Metazoa; Arthropoda; Malacostraca; Amphipoda; Hyalellidae
Gene: jagn
Product: protein jagunal
Exons: 6
Coding region: 238-849 (203 amino acids)
Biological process (GO): endoplasmic reticulum organization; vesicle-mediated transport
Cellular component (GO): endoplasmic reticulum membrane
Source: RefSeq, a predicted model, not a curated record